GAAGUACGAUCUAUGGUAUAUAUAAAUUAAUAUAACCAAGUAAAACAAAUUUUUUUGAGAGAAACUUAUGGUAUUGGUAGAUCUUAUAUUUGUAUUUUGUUCAGUACUUUCGUAAGAACAUAAAAUACAUUUGUAAACAGAAACGAGCAUCAUGUCGAUCGGAGUACCUAUUAAAGUACUUCACGAAGCAGAAGGACAUAUAAUAACAUGCGAAACGAACACCGGUGAGGUAUAUCGUGGUAAAUUAAUAGAAGCCGAAGAUAAUAUGAAUUGUCAAAUGCAAAAUAUAACAGUAACGUAUAGAGAUAAACAAAUUGCUCAAUUAGAAAAUGUAUAUAUUCGUGGAUCCAAAAUAAGAUUUUUAAUAUUACCGGACAUGUUGAAAAAUGCGCCUAUGUUUAAAAGGCCAGGUGGUAAAGGUUCAGGUACCGCGGGCAGAGGAAAAUCCGCUAUUUUACGUGCUCAAGCUCGUGGAAGAGGUCGUGGGCAAAACCAAAGAGGGAGAGGUACAGGUUCUGCACCUUGGUUAAAUCAACAAAAUCAACCAGGAGGAUCACAACCUGGAAGAGGUCGUGGAUAAUCAUAGUAAUAAUUCAAUCAUAUACAUUAAGAAAAUAACAGACUUAUAAAUAUAUUAAAUCAUUUUGUACUAUUUGAAAUACCUUUCAAAAUGUAGAUGAACUUUUAUGCAAAAAAUCAUUUGUAUUAUUGUAUCUAACAAUAAAGUGUGGAACAACAUAA
Vespa crabro (European hornet) is the source of this 741-nucleotide messenger RNA. RefSeq names its product small nuclear ribonucleoprotein Sm D3 (gene SmD3). Lineage: Eukaryota; Metazoa; Arthropoda; Insecta; Hymenoptera; Vespidae. The transcript is spliced from 2 exons. Gene Ontology annotation, biological process: spliceosomal snRNP assembly; RNA processing. Gene Ontology annotation, molecular function: RNA binding. Gene Ontology annotation, cellular component: catalytic step 2 spliceosome; SMN-Sm protein complex; commitment complex. The record is from RefSeq and is a predicted model, not a curated record. Bases 152 to 580 code for a protein of 142 amino acids.